Linum tenue is the source of this 1316-nucleotide messenger RNA. The record is from the annotation of a GenBank genome assembly. Lineage: Eukaryota; Viridiplantae; Streptophyta; Magnoliopsida; Malpighiales; Linaceae.
UCGGCCCAUCCAUUAUCUGCUUCGUGGCCGUAUAAAUCUGGGAUUAGGUUUAGGGUUACGCCCUUUCAUCCUCCUCUGCGCAACAAUUCCAGUUCCGAAGUUUCCUAAGCGCAUACUUUCAAGUUUCAUCACUGCGCCGCUUCCUCUCUUCUCCUGCAAGUGCCACCAUGGAAGUAGAGGCCCAAGUUCCAGUUCCUGCUCCAGCUCCGGCGUCGGUUACUGGUCCCAUGGACGUCAAGUUGUUCAAUCGCUGGGUGUUCGAUGAUAUUGCGAUCAACGACAUUUCCUUGUCGGACUACAUCGGCGUCCAAUCGGCAAAGCAUGCAACUUUUGUCCCUCACACAGCUGGGAGGUACUCGGCCAAGCGUUUCAGGAAGGCCCAGUGCCCGAUCAUUGAGAGGCUUACCAACUCUCUUAUGAUGCACGGGAGAAACAAUGGUAAGAAGCUGAUGGCUGUGAGGAUUGUGAAGCAUGCCAUGGAGAUCAUCCACCUCCUAACUGAUGCAAACCCAAUCCAGAUCAUCGUUGAUGCUGUCGUCAACAGGUCAGCACGAGCUUAUGAUUGAGAGUGAAGUCAAUUGGUUUGUGGAUGAGUUUGUUUCUUCAUAGUAUUUUGAUUUGCAGUGGUCCUCGUGAAGAUGCAACCAGAAUCGGUUCAGCUGGUGUUGUGAGGCGUCAGGCUGUGGAUAUUUCUCCACUCAGGCGGGUCAACCAGGCCUUGUACCUCCUGACCACUGGAGCAAGGGAGUCUGCUUUCCGUAACAUCAAGACCAUUGCCGAAUGCUUGGCUGAUGAACUCAUCAAUGCUGCUAAGGGAUCCUCUAACAGCUAUGCUAUCAAGAAGAAGGACGAGAUUGAAAGAGUUGCAAAAGCCAACCGUUAAGAGAAGCUUUGUCUAUGUCAAACGUCUGUUGUCUUUAGGUUUAGCUUGUGUUUCUGGAAAAUGCAUGGAGAAUUUUGGUACUUGUCUUCUUUGCUGAAGGGGUCCUUUGUGGGUUGUUAGUGAAUACUGGUACUGAUCGAUGGUUGCUAUUACAGUUGAUUGGUUGAUACUUCCGAGUAAUUUACCAGCGUGAUGUACUUUUGAUAUUUUGUUGAUGAUUGCUUCCUCUAUCUUUGUGAUCGGCUGGAUGUGCGUUUAUGUCUCUUGGUGCAUUGGUACAAAAAGAAAGGCUUUUCCCUUUAUUUGUGAAAUUAUAUGUCUUGUUUCUUUUUCCUACUAGUCGGUUGUUAGUGAUUGGAGUUGAUGCCUUGCAUGGAUUGAGGAAUCGAAUGAGUUUAGACUUUAGAUUGUUGCCAACUCAGUUAAGUUGAUA